AUGAAAUGCCAAAACGAAACAGUCACCGUUGAGCUCAAGAACGGCACCAUCCUGCACGGCACGAUCCUCUCGGUCGACGUGAAGAUGAACACCUCGCUGCGCACCGUCAAGAUGACGAUCCGCAACCGCGACCCAAUCUCGCUCGACACAAUCAACAUCCGCGGGUCCACAAUCCGCUACUUCAUCCUGCCCGACUCGCUCCCGCUCGACACGCUCCUCAUCGACGACGCGCCGAAGCCGAAGAACAAGGCGCGGAAGGAGACCGAUAAGGCUGCCGGCGGACGGGGCGGCGGCGGUGGUCGCGGCGGCGGCAGGGGCGGUGGCCCCCCGAGGGGUGGUAGAGGGGGUGGAAGGGGUGGUGGAAGGGGGAGGGGCGGUGGAAGGGGGUUUUGA
This is a messenger RNA of Morchella sextelata, 393 nucleotides long. RefSeq lists its product as uncharacterized. The record is from RefSeq and is a predicted model, not a curated record. Gene Ontology annotation, cellular component: precatalytic spliceosome; U2 snRNP; U12-type spliceosomal complex. The transcript has 2 exons. The coding region runs from base 1 to 393 and encodes 130 amino acids. Lineage: Eukaryota; Fungi; Ascomycota; Pezizomycetes; Pezizales; Morchellaceae. Gene Ontology annotation, molecular function: RNA binding. Gene Ontology annotation, biological process: RNA processing; spliceosomal snRNP assembly.